GAAACAUGGUAGGACUCAAGCCCUCUGAUGUGCCUCCUCCUCUCGGAGUGAAGAUGGCGAGCGCCGGAGCAGCCGCCUGCAUAGCUGACAUCAUCACAUUCCCUCUGGACACGGCCAAAGUCAGACUACAGAUUCAAGGGGAGAAGCAAGCGGUGGGAGGCAUCCGCUACAAAGGGGUGUUUGGGACCAUCAGCACCAUGGUCCGAACGGAGGGGCUCAGGUCCUUGUAUAACGGGCUUGUGGCUGGACUGCAGAGGCAGGUGUGCUUCGCCUCCAUCAGAAUCGGCCUCUAUGACAACGUGAAAAACUUUUACACUGGUGGCAAAGAGAAUCCAGGUGUGCUGAUACGGAUCCUGGCUGGCUGCACAACAGGUGCCAUGGCCGUGUCGUUUGCACAACCCACUGAUGUGGUCAAGGUUCGAUUCCAGGCCCAGAUGAACCUGAACGGUGUGGCGCGUCGCUACAAUGGCACAAUGCAAGCCUACAGACAAAUCUUCCUCAAUGAGGGCUUACGAGGCCUGUGGAAAGGAACAUUACCGAACAUCACAAGAAACGCUCUGGUGAACUGCACAGAGCUAGUUACGUAUGACCUGAUCAAAGAGGCCAUUCUCAGACACAACAUGCUGUCAGAUAAUCUUCCAUGCCACCUCGUGUCUGCUUUCGGAGCGGGCUUCGUCACCACAGUGAUUGCCUCCCCAGUAGAUGUGGUAAAAACAAGAUACAUGAACUCUCCGCCAGACCAGUACCGCAGCGCCAUCAACUGUGCCUGGACCAUGCUGACUAAAGAGGGACCUACUGCGUUUUACAAAGGAUUUAUGCCCUCGUUUCUGAGACUGGGAUCUUGGAAUGUCGUCAUGUUCGUCUCAUUCGAGCAAAUCAAAAGGGCCAUGAUGGUCUCAAGAAGGAUCGAAGCACCAAACUGAGACCUGGAUGUUGUAGCUCCAAUAUGGGAUAUUAAUAUGAGUUUCUGUUGAAGCUUCAGAGUGUUGUAUUUAACUUUUAACUCAUUUUUUUAUACUUCAUCACCCUGGAACCAAUGCAGUCACUGUGGGAGCAAAAAUCAUUGAUAAACGUUUGCACAUUAAGUAACGUAAGACGCAGCACUUAUUUACAUAUUAAUAAACACGAUUUGUUAUUAAA
Girardinichthys multiradiatus is the source of this 1140-nucleotide messenger RNA. RefSeq names its product uncoupling protein 1 (gene ucp1). The transcript is spliced from 6 exons. Bases 6 to 923 code for a protein of 305 amino acids. Gene Ontology annotation, molecular function: oxidative phosphorylation uncoupler activity. NCBI's taxonomy places the organism in Eukaryota, Metazoa, Chordata, Actinopteri, Cyprinodontiformes, Goodeidae. Gene Ontology annotation, biological process: mitochondrial transport; adaptive thermogenesis; mitochondrial transmembrane transport. Gene Ontology annotation, cellular component: mitochondrial membrane. The record is from RefSeq and is a predicted model, not a curated record.